Alternaria viburni is the source of this 906-nucleotide messenger RNA. RefSeq lists its product as uncharacterized. The record is from RefSeq and is a predicted model, not a curated record. Lineage: Eukaryota; Fungi; Ascomycota; Dothideomycetes; Pleosporales; Pleosporaceae. The transcript has 2 exons. Bases 1 to 906 code for a protein of 301 amino acids.
AUGGAGCAUCCGUCGGCGAAGACGAGACCGAACACAACACGUGUUCCUGCGAUCCCAACGACACACCUCUACCUGAGCGAAGAGUCCAUCUCUUAUGACCGCCAGUUUCUCCAAGGUGUGCUCCGACAACUACUGUGCGGCCCUUACACCGAUCGCGAAGGCGAGAAUCUCGCUCAUUGGAAGACUGGGAUCGAUAUGCUGCGAGCAGUACUUCCAGCUCUACAAAGCUUUGCAUCAGAUCAGCCACAUGACAUCGGCGAGAAACCGGCUUCCCUAGAUAGCGCCUCGAACCUCUCUCGCAACCAUUGGGUUUCCACCUCUGCUCAAGAACUCGGUACUUUCCUCAAACAAGGUCGUGCUCUGAACGCGCAUACACCGACUUUGCGGAUCUCCAAUACCUUUGAACGUUUCCAAGAUGCUGAAGCAGCUUUCCUUCGCUUCGCACAGCACCGCGAAGUGAGUUUGAUGUACCAGAAUUGGCAGAUUCUUGGCGGUAGUACCCCAGAGAUGACCGCUCAAGACUUUUGCAAGCGAUACGAAGAUCGCAUGUCAAAGGAGAAGCGCGCGACCUCCGACGAGUUUAGAAACUUUUUGAGCAUCUCCGGAGCAGCUCUGGAGCACGUCGUACCAGGGCCAGACUUUCUUCGGGACCUUGGAUACAGCUUGCUCAAUGAUCUCAAGGUUCAGGUUCAUCUCGACGAACAAUCUCAGUUUGGACCACCCGGAGGCAAAGAGACAAAGACGCGAACAAUCGACUGCGAGGCCUGCCUUCAGUUCGUGUUGUAUGGAGAGCGGUUUUCAUUCUCUGGGUGGCACCUGGAUGUACUAAAUGGAACGUGGCUGACAACCAUCACCGGCUUCCGUGCCUGGUUCAUAUAUACUGGACUAUGGACCGAGAAGGAAUAG